AUCGGGGACCCCGAGCUGUCGAUCAACGGCAUCCCCUAUUCCACACGCGCACACUGGAUGCGCGAGUCGACGCUCGCGCUCGGCGCGCCGUGUCCGUUCGCCGCGUUCGGCACCGUCAUCGUCAACCACACGAGCAGCAGCAAGCUCGGCGACGUCAUCUGCACGGGCGCCAACGCCAACAGCAAAACGGGCAAUCCCAUUAUGCACGGCGAGAUGGCGGCCAUCACCAACUGCUCUGCGAUCCUGACCGACGCCGACGGCGCGUACAAGCUGACACCGGCGGCAGCGCUGGCGGCGUUCGCGGACCUGACGCUGUACACCAACGCCGAGAGCUGUCCCAUGUGCGCGGCGGCGAUCCGGUGGGCCGGGUUCAGGGAGUACGUCUACGGCACCAGCAUCGACACGCUGGUCGCUCAGGGCUGGGGCCAGAUCCGCAUCGCGUCGCUCGACGUCGUCGCCCAGAGCUUCGACCUCCCCCUCCCCACGCGCCUGCUGGGCAAGGUGCUCGCCAACGAGACGGACCCGUACUUCCUCUGGCAGUUCAACCCCGCGUAUCCCUGCCCCAAAGGCUGCGGGCGC
Molecule: messenger RNA, 579 nt
Organism: Lasiosphaeria miniovina
Lineage: Eukaryota; Fungi; Ascomycota; Sordariomycetes; Sordariales; Lasiosphaeriaceae
Product: guanine deaminase
Exons: 2
Biological process (GO): tRNA wobble adenosine to inosine editing
Cellular component (GO): cytoplasm; nucleus
Molecular function (GO): tRNA-specific adenosine-34 deaminase activity
Source: RefSeq, a predicted model, not a curated record